UGUCUGGUUUCAGGUCUCGUCGAUAUCAUAUAUAUACUCCCGCACACCCAGGCUGCGCUUAUGUCAGAGACGGGUCAGAGUCAGGUGGACUCGAACUGAAUUGUCUGUAAUUUGUGUAAAGUUUUAUUGUGUGGUUGUGGAAGUCUUGAUGACGAUGACGUUGAUGAGGAUGACUGUGUUGUCUAACAAGAUGUUGCUGCUUUGUCUGCUGGCUGUGUGGGCACCCUGGACUGAGGCUUUCCCAAGUGGCGCUCCCGCCCACACUUGUAUGACGAUGUUCCCCAAACAUAAUGGCGCGGAAUCCAGGCUAGGCACGCCGCCUUUUGAGAUACUGCCUUCUUCCAUGACGUACAAUGCUGGCGAGAGAAUCCCAUUGACAAUUUCUGCCACGGGCACUGAACAGAUCAAAGGAGUACAGAUCAAGGCCAUUAGACAGAGCGGGAACACUGAGGAGAUUUUGGGACAGUACGACAACUUACAACCGGUAAACAAACUCCGGUACAUCAACUGCCAGGAGAAGCAACGGAACAUGGUGACCCACAACAACAGCAUGGAAGUCAGUGCUCUGACAGUGACCUGGAUAGCACCCGCUACCAAUGAGGGUCCUAUCUAUUUCGACCUCAGCCCUGGAGCACAGUCUCCAACUCUCUCUCCCCCAUCAACUGGGACACGUGCGGUGACGACAAGGGCUGUAUGCUCUACCCAGCCUACUGUUCCGGGGACGACUGCAAGGCUGCGGUCAGCUACGCCUUCAAUAACGACAACGACACCGUCACCUUCGAGAUGAUGGCGGAGUCGGAGGGAUACGUGGCCGUGGGCUUUUCUCACGAUUCUAUCAUGACAAAUCUGACCAACUUGGAGGUGGCUGCACAGCGAGAUGGCAAGAUCUAUUGCCGCUUCUCUCGACCAGUCAGCAUGGAACUUCUCCUAGAGCAGGGGAGAUCAUUAGUUCCGAUGACCUUUGACCUCAGAGAGGAGUUUCACUUGUUCCUGGCCUGGGGUCAUAUCUAUAGCUUGAGUGAUGUCAUCGGCUUCCACAACGAAGCACCGGUUAUUUCUGAUGCUAAGGUGGACUUCACAGACAAUAGCAAUGUUAUUGGAAGUGUGUUGCCGAAAUUGGUGCGUGCGCACGGCUCCCUCAUGACGAUUGCUUGGCUAGGCUUCGCUGUUCUGGCUAUUGUGAUGCCCAGGUACUACAAGGACGGGUUCAACGACAAGAAAAUCUGUGGCAUCAAAAUCUGGUUUCACAUCCAUCGCACUGCUGCCAUAAUGACCUUUGCCCUGACUGUGGCAGGUUUGGUUCUCAUUCUGGUAAAGCUGGAUGGUGAAGUGACGGAGCGUAAGUCGGCUCAGACCCACAUGUACCUGGGGUUCACCGUGGUAGCCCUGGUGUGUGCCCAGCUGGUGGGGGGCAUGCUCCGGCCAGGGCCAGACGGCAAGGUCAGGCCCUUCUUCAACGUCUUCCACAAACUGCUGGGCUCUGCUGCUCUCAUUAUUGCUGGCCGCCCAGCCCGGACUGACGAGUACAACGUGGACAAACUUAGCAACGACCUUGAACCUACUGAGACAGUCAGACCAAGCAACUUCCUCCUGGUCCUCGUUUUGAUCUUCGUCAUCGCUUCCAUUAUCUCCGCCCUGUACUUGAUCAUUGUAUUCUAAACAGGCAAUGACAGGUACAGAACGCGUGAGGGAAUUCCUUGCAGGGCUGGCUCCUUGCAAAAUUUAACACUACAUAUAUAUAAUGCACUAGUAAUCCAAAAUUGUUGAACUGAGAAAAUUAAAGUAUGAUUACGAUUCCAACAAGAGGU
Molecule: messenger RNA, 1808 nt
Organism: Aplysia californica (California sea hare)
Lineage: Eukaryota; Metazoa; Mollusca; Gastropoda; Aplysiida; Aplysiidae
Product: putative ferric-chelate reductase 1 homolog
Molecular function (GO): oxidoreductase activity, acting on metal ions
Source: RefSeq, a predicted model, not a curated record